Trichobilharzia regenti is the source of this 693-nucleotide messenger RNA. The record is from the annotation of a GenBank genome assembly. Lineage: Eukaryota; Metazoa; Platyhelminthes; Trematoda; Strigeidida; Schistosomatidae.
AUGAAUAAUACUGCCAGUACUCAUAGCAUCACUACGACAAGUAAUACCACACCUACUACUGGUGCCACUGCUACUACUACUACUACUAAUACCAAUUCAGUAGUAUGCAAAAGUCCGUCUAGAAAUUAUUCAAUUACUCCACCGAAUCCAGUUCAAAAACGAUUGCAUUUGUUACAGUUUAUUAGUAAAAUUUUACAAUAUUCUUCAUCUGAAUCACCUCUAUUCACUCCUGGCGCUUCUUCUUCUUCCACGUCUUCAUCAUUACCACCAACUUCGAUGUCGUCUAGCCAUCAUCAUCAUCAUCGUUCGUCGGCAUUCACUUCACCAGUUGUUGUCUGUUCCUCCUCCUCUGCGUCUGUCUCCGUUUCAUCAUCUGCCUCAUCAUCAUCAUCCUCACCAUCUAUUUCGACGCCUUUCUAUCCCGUCAAUAAUCAACAAGAUGAAUUGAUUCCACAGUUAUUUACAAUGAAUUCACAAGCUCUUAAUUGUGUUCAAUGGAUUGAUAAACAGGCGCGGAUAUUUCAAAUAAGAAAUCCACAGAAAUUAUCACAACUUUGGGGAUAUUAUCGUAAAAAUGAAAAUAUGACUUUUGAAUCAGUUAGUCGUAGUUUAAGACUUUAUUAUGUAUCCGGGAAACUUGAACGUAUUCGAGGUCAACGCAAUCAAUAUCGAUUUUUAGACGUGAAUAUUUGA